Messenger RNA from Gordionus sp. m RMFG-2023, 657 nucleotides. RefSeq lists its product as uncharacterized. The coding region runs from base 109 to 585 and encodes 158 amino acids. The transcript has 3 exons. The record is from RefSeq and is a predicted model, not a curated record. NCBI's taxonomy places the organism in Eukaryota, Metazoa, Nematomorpha, Gordioida, Chordodea, Parachordodidae.
CCUAUCAUAUAUGCACUUCUUCCAGAUAAAAGGAAGGAGUCCUAUAUUGAGCUAUUUCAAAUAAUCGUGGAAUAUGGGACAUUGAAUGGUAUCCAGUUUUCACCAGAAAUGGCACAAACCGACUAUGAAGCAGGAGCGAUAUCUGCUCUACAAUUUGUAUUUCCCAAUAUUUUAGUAAAGGGCUGCUUCUUCCACUUUACGCAGGCCAUUUGGCGUAAAGUUCAGCAUUUAGGUUUAGUCAAGCAGUAUAAAGAAGAGACUGCUGUAUACACUAUUGUUCGAAGGAUGAGUGUAUUACCUUUAUGCAAGAGAGAGGACAUUCAAGUGGUCCGUGAUUCUUGUGUAGAUCUAGCAGCCAAUGACCCGUUAAUAUUAAGUUUCUUAAUAUAUAUGGAUACUACCUGGAUAAAUUCUGAUGCAAUCUUUCCUCAUCAAAUUUGGACCAGGUAUAAGAUUCAAGGUCCUCGCAGUAAUAAUCAUCUUGAAGGAUAUCACCAUUCCCUCAAGCGAAUGGCAAAAAAUGCUCAUCCGGACAUAUAUUCAUUAAUUCGCGUUUUAAAAGAUAACCAACGCCUGACAACUUAAAGUUAUACAAAUCAAUAACGGGGAAAUAGUUACGGAGAAAAAUAAAAAAUAUGUGAUAAUUAAUAAAAAAAU